AUGGCCAGUCUGGUCACCCCAACAUUGCGUAGCAAGCUAUGGAAAAUGGGGUCCAGCACUCUGACCGCUUUAUCCGAAGGACGCGGCCUCUGCAUCGCCGUUGGGGCCUGGGGCCCUCAGACGCAGGAUCGACGAUUUUAUCGCAACCGUGGUGUAUUGAAGCUUCAUUGCAGUGAAUGUCGUUAUGUUAUCCGUCGGUGGCACAUUCCAAUUCUUGCCGUGGACUGCAGCGCAAACGUGAGGCACAAGCAGGCCCUGACCAAUCCUCCGAUUCGGUCUCGCUGGUCUACCCAGUUCCCUGAGUACUUGCGUCCGUGGGUGGAAGGGAAGCAGUAUCCUCGACAUCCUCACUACAGACAAGCAUAUACCUUCCAAUGCUACCACAAAACUAACUGCAUGGCUGGCAGUUUUGAAUCGGGGCCGGUGCAUUUAGAGUCAGAGCCCUACAAGCCCUACCAGGAAACCCUACUAGACAAUGCAUCGCGCACUGCUGCCCACUCAGACUUUCUCAACAUCAGCUUGCGCGCGCCUGCCCGGUGCAUCGCUGGGCGUGCGCUGCCGUGGUGCCGACAUUCACUCGGAGAAUCCCUGCGACCGGCUACAGUCGGCCUGGUCCGGGCAUCUCGCUGGUCGAGGGCUUUCUCGACGGAAACUCACGAGUUCAAGGCUGAGACAAAGAAGCUUCUCGACAUUGUAGCCAAAUCCUUGUACACGGACAAGGAGGUUUUCAUAAGGGAGCUGAUCUCCAACGCAUCGGAUGCGUGUGAAAAGCUCCGAUUUCUGCAGGGAACGCAGCAAAUCAAGGAUGUCAAUGAUGCAGACGUCCCGCUUCAGGUUACCCUGAGCGUGAGCGAGAGCGACAGGAAAUUCAUCAUCGAAGAUUCAGGCAUCGGCAUGACUCACGAUGAGCUAGAUUUGCAUGAUCACUCUACCAUGGUGAAAGGGUACCAGCCGAAUUUCAGUCCCAGUCAAGCGCAGAAGCUUUGUCAGAAGGUGCGGGGUACUUCCCGGACAUCCCAAGAAAUUGCUCUGCUGCUCCAGCCUCUCCUCGAAGACUGGAAGAGCGAACCGAAGCUCGCCACAAGCACGUUAAAAAACUUACGAGCCGAUGCUGCCCUUGUCCUGAACAUCCUUGGAGCAAUGAGUGCCUUCAGAUUGGAAAUGAUAGCACAAUAUUUCAAUAUUGCCAUCGACAGCUGCGGAAGAUCUGGUCGCUGGGCCCAGGCCCUGUUGGUGUUGCGGAGCAUGAGUCUCUCGGAGGUUUUGCCCAGUGCAGUGAGCUACACAAAUGCCAUCAAUGCUUGCCGAAAAGCCUCCAAGUGGACUCAAACUUUACAUCUGCUUUGGCAUGCGCUGGAGUCGAGACUCUCUCCGGAUGCAGUGUUGUUCGGUGCUGCCAUGAACGCUUGUGCCGGACAUGGCAAGUGGGAAGCAGCUUUUUGCAUCUUGUCGAACAUGCAUCGUCACCACGUUGAACCUGGUGUCGUAUCAUACAACAUUAUACUGAAUGCUUUAGACAAAGGUGGAAAGUGGAGAAAGGCGCUGGAGCUGUACUUCAACCUACCUUCUCAUGGUGUACUUGCCAAUGCUGUAUCGAGCAAUACAGCCAUCACAGCCGCAGCUCGGCACUCGCAGUGGCAAGGGAUUCUGGACGUACUGGCUCGCCUGCCCGGUUUGGGUCCCGCUUCUGCCGAUGCAGACACCUUCGCGAACUCCCUGCAAGGUUUAGCAAAGGCCUGGCGUUGGGAAGAGGCGACAUCCUUGCUCGUUGCUCGCAUGUCGUCGAAAGGGGGUAUGGAGACAAGCCUCAGUGUCCUUGAGAUCAGCGCUGCCAUGACAGCCUGUUCCAGGAGCACGAAGUGGGAGUGGGCUUUAAGCCUGCUUGGUGAUGCCCAGAGGAUGAACGCAGAUGAUGGUCCCCUGUACACCACGGCCAUCACUGCAUGUGGGCGCUCCACGAAGUGGAGGGUCUCCCUCUCACUGUUUGCAGAUGUUUUUGCAAAACGACUUCCCGCUGACAUUGUUACCUACACGACAGCUCUUGCAGCAUGUGAAGGAGGUUCUUGGCAGCAGUCCAUAUGCUUGCUUUCCAACCUGAGGCAAAGCCGCUUGAACGGGACUCUCUCGACCUAUGCACUUGUCACGAGGGCUUGCGCCAGUGCGGAGCAAUGGCAGAGUGCACUAUCAUUGUUAACAGAGCUUCGGGAUGAGGCGGUUGAGCCUGAUGUCGUGCUUUGCACCUCCGUGGCGUGCGCAUGCACAGCCGGUGGUCAUUGGCACAAAGCGUUGCAUCUUUUCCUGGAGAUGCAGCUUCAGCGAAUUAAAGCAGAUGGGCCUGCCGUAAAUGCAGCUAUUGCUGCCUGUGACAAGGGCGGGGACUGGCGGAGAGCGCUGCUAUUCUUUGCUGAUUUCCCGUGUGAACGCAACCAGAGCACGUGCACUGCUGCAAUCAGUGCUUGUAGCGGUUCGCAGCAGUGGCAGCAGGCUUUGCGUUUGCUGAAGCUGUGGCAGGAUGAUGACAGGGGUGGAGGUCCUCCGCUGGCAUCUUGCUUGCCGUGCACGGCAGCCGUGUCUGUGUGUGGACGAGCCAGGCAAUGGGAACGUGCACUUGCACUUCUGGACAGCAUGUCCAAGGCUUCUGUGGCAGACACCGCCAUGUUCAAUGCAGCCAUAAGUGCAGCCGGACACACGCAGUGGCAGCUUGCCCUGGAAGUGUUUGCCAGACUUACAUGGUCAGACGUGCCUCCGGAUGCCAUAUCGUAUUCAGCAACUAUGAACGCUUGCGUUGAGGCAUCUCAGUGGAGCACAAGUAUUCUGUUGUUGGAAGAGUGUUUGAAAGCGACCAUUGAAACAAGUGUGCCUCUGUUAAACACGGCCAUCAGUGCAUGGGUGCGAUGUGCUGCGUGGCAGCCUGCUUUGUCUCUCAUGGCGCAGCUGCAAGAGCAGCACCUCGAGUGCAAUGAGAUCACGCAGAGUGCGCUUAUACAUGCAUGUGGGUGCAGUCUGAGGUGGAACGCAGGUCUCCAGAUCUUGGAAGCGAGGCGAGCCUGUGAUUUAAGAGCGAACAGUGUGGCGUUCGGUGCCAUCGCAUACUCUGGCUACCGGAGCCAGAUGUGGCACCUUGCUAUCAGCGUCCUUGAAUCUAUGUGCACUGCAAAGAUGCAGCCGUCCCUUGCAACAUACGACUAUGCCCUGCUCGCCGCAGAGGGUGCUGGGCACAGGGAGCAAGCUUUCCAGGUACUGUUUACAUCAGAGGAGCAGCGGAACCCGCACAGCUUCUUAUGGGCAGUGGCCACUCUUCGCACCUCAGAUCCAGUGGUGAUCCACGCUGCUUGCACGGAGGCGCUUACAGAGCUGUGCAAGCUGGACGAGAUGGCAGAUACCGACAGCAAGACGCUGUCAAGGACUUGGUGGUCUGUCGGAAUACUGGGUGCACGCGGCCCUGCGUUUGAGAGACUAAUGCUCCAGCAAGCUGUGGUGCAACUUCGCUCUUUCUCCUCAGAGGAGCUGAGCAUGAUAUCUGCAGGUGCUUCUAUGACGGGAGCUUUUGGUUUCCUAAACCUUCUGCAGGAGGAACUCGCAACUCGUGCAAGCGUUAGUGGAGAAGCAUUGAAUGACUUGUCUUUCAGUGACGCCAUGGAAGUCCUGGGCAUCCUCUUCUCUUGCAGAAGUGUCGGGUGCCUGCGUGCCACGUCUUCCUCGGUUAUUCAGGGGAGGAUGAGGAGCCUUGGACGGCUGCUGGAUGCUUCCAACUUGCACACUUCUCCUGGUACAGGUACAUGGAAUCCGGAGCAUGCUGAGGCAUCGAGCGAGCAACCUCGAGUGGCUCUCAGCCUCGCAGACCGCUUUGUGGUGCACAAGCCGGAUGGCUGGGAGGUGUAUGGAGCGCACGUGAAGCUGCAGCUGCUGGAAUUCGUGCAGGGCAUGUUUGGUCGUACACCCAUCUUCCAGGAUCCGGGACACAACUAUGGCUUUUUGCAUCGCCUGGAUGUGCCGAGCUCCGGCUUGAUCUUGGUGGCAAAGACAUACGAGGCCUUCUAUGACCUUCAAACCCAGCUGCACGCUGGCGAGGUGGGUCGGGACUACACAGUCCUGUGCCACGGAUGGCUUCCAAGGUCUGUCAGGGAGAUAAGCGCCAGCACCUGGUGUGAGGAUGAUCGCCCGACUCUGUCUGGUGGUCGGGGAAAGCCGAGUGCCACACAAGUUUGCGGUCACAGCCACUAUUUGCAUGAGGUUGGAGCCUUGAGCAAGGUCCUCCUGGGCAUUGCAACGGGUCGCAAGCAUCAGAUACGUAGUCACAUGGCUCACAUUGGCCACCCGACUGUCCGUGAUCGGACCUAUGCAGGCAAGACAGCGUUCAACUUUGAUGUCCUGCUAUGCUCACGGAAUUGGCUGCAUCGCCACCGGCUUCGAUUUCGCGACCUGCAGGGCAGAAAGUCGGACAUCUGCAGCCAUGUGCCAGAAGACCUAGAGGCAUCCUUAGAACGCGCAACGCUGAUCAGAUGCCUAGUUACUGGACACGGCUCAGGUAGGUGCGGAUGCGUGAAUCGGAACUCCCAGCUCCGGAAUAGCGGAAUCUUGCAUGAUGUUGGCCGCCUUUCCGUUCCUGCUGUUGCUUCACACUCAACGCAACAGUUUUUCAUCCUCACAAGGGCCCCAAACGUGUCCCAGAUCCCCGAACAUCAUGCUGUUGGAAGAGCGUUCGGUCUCAUGUAUCUUCAGUGCAGCUGGAUGGUCAAACCUGUGGAGGCGGUAGUAGGAGGGAGCCCAGAUCCAUGGCAGCAUGCGCUUGAGAGGAGCUCCCAGGCCACAGGCAGGUUGCCUGGCAGAUUGUACAGCGCAUCUGCGAGAACAGCCUCCGUUUCCAGGCAGUGGGGGGCGUGCCUGGAAGUCCUGCGUCAGUUCAGUCUGACCGGAUGCGUGGAUUCGUGGUCUUUGGUGAUCACCUACGGUGCUUCAAUCAGUGGCUGUGCUGAUUCAUGGCGCUGGCGGACUAGCCUGUCUUUGGCCAGGACUUUGCAACAUGCAGCGUUGCAGCUAAACACUGUCGUUUGCAAUGCCUGCAUUAGCACUGCUCAGACGCGCGGACAGUGGCAGCAGAGUUUGGUGAUGCUUGACCAGAUCGCAGAGGCAACCCUUGAGGUAGAUGUAUUCAGCUGCGGUGGUGCCAUUGGUGCAUGUGAGAAGAGCGGCCGGUGGGACAAUGCUCUGCUGCUGCUCGAAGACUUGGAGUUGAAGGCACUCCAGGCAAACAUUGUCACCUUCAGCGCAGCUCUGAGUGCAUGCGCUCGCGAUGGAAAGUGGCAGCAAGCCCUGAUCACGGAGAUGCAGCAGCGUCAAAUACAGCCAACCACCGUCACCUACAACUCUUUAAUCACCUCGUGCCAUGUAGGCCAAGCGUGGCAGCGUUCCUUAGCCUCCUCCGAAAAACUCCGAAGAAACCAGCUGUAUCAAAGCGAAGUAACGAUUGGUGCUGUCGGAACUGCAGCUCGGGGUAGCAUGCAGUGGCAGCAAUCCUUGAGAAUUCACAGCCAAUUUGCAGCACAUGGGUUGGAUAAUAGGGUUUUGCAUACCUCUGCAGUGCUUGCCUGUGCUGGCAGAGACCAGUGGCAAUUGGCUUGCCAGUUGCUGUCAGUGCUGCAUGCAAGCUUCGUGCGCCUUGGGACGGACGUUUGCAAUGCGUGCAUCACCGCAUUGGGCAGACAGUCGUUGUGGCAACACGGUGCAAUUGUCUUUUCACAGCUUCAGCAUGGGACACUUCCAGAUGACUUAGUUCGCUGCAAUGUGAUGCUGGACGGCUUCGAGAAGGGUGGAAUGUGGCAAAGGGCCCUCUGCAUCCUCGGGAUCGUGGCAAUGACACGACUUCUGCCUGACGUAGUCACCUGCACCUCCAGCAUCAGCGCUUGUGGAAGGGCAGGUUCCUGGCUGCACUCUGGGCUUAUCUUGCAGCAGUUGGAUGAUUUGGGUCUCCAAAGCAACAUCAUCUUGCACAAUGCCGUGAUAGCUGCUUGGGAGAGGAGUCACCAGUGGGAGCUUUCAAUGAGAACCAUAGGUCUCAUGCAUCAGAAGCGACUCGAACAUUCCUUGAACGCUUUUGACUCGGCACUGCUUGCCUGCCAGCAUAGCGGACGCACCGACCUUGCCUGGCAGCUAUGCCGCGACUCCGAAGCGUUUCGAUCUCCUGUCUCUUUCCUUUGGUCCCUGGCGUCACUGGGUGUUUCUGAUCCGACGGUAAUCAACGCUGCGUGCGCGUCGGCUGCUGUGUGCGAAGUGGAGGAGGUGCCAUACCUUAUGUGGUCUUGCGCCAUUCUGGGCGUGGAACCAAGUCCGCAUCUUCGCCGAUUCUUAAGGCGUUCGCUUGCCUCUCCAAAGUUCCUCGCGUUGGAAAUGCAAGCCGUGAGCAUGGCCGUGUACGGUGCUGGUGUGCUGCGCGGCGGCGCUUUGGAGUUUCUGAGCCGAGUGCAGGAGGCGCUGCGAGUGCGCUUACACUCACAGGCAGGCAUGGAGCUUGAGCAACUCGCAUUCCAUCGCGCGGAAGGCCAGGAAUUGCUGGGCGUCUUGUUUUCCUGCAGCCUUGAGGGUGCCUUGCGAGCAGGGUUCCGAGAGGCUGUGGCUUGCAAGCUACAGGAUCUGGCUGUGGCUUUCGAUCGAUGUCGAUUUCAAUCUCGUGUCUGCAUCGACCCCAAAAACCAGACUACUGCUAGCUGGGAAAGUGCGACCCGAAACCGAAAGAAUCCUGAAAUCUUUGCCGAGACACGGGACCGCUUUGUGGUGCACAAGCCGGAUGGCUGGGAGGUGUAUGGAGCGCACGUGAAGCUGCAGCUGCUGGAAUUCGUGCAGGGCAUGUUUGGUCGUGCGCCCAUCUUCCAGGAUCCGGGACACAACUAUGGCUUUCUGCAUCGCCUGGAUGUGCCGAGCUCUGGCUUGAUCUUGGUGGCAAAGACAUACGAGGCCUUCUAUGACCUUCAAACCCAGCUGCACGCUGGCGAGGUGGGUCGGGACUACACAGUCCUGUGCCACGGCUGGCUUCCAAGUUCUGUCAGGGAGAUAAGCGCCAGCACAGUCUGCUUGACGGAUGCUCCGACGGUGGCCGGAGGCCGUGGGCGGAAGAGCAUCACGCAUCUUCGGAUCUGUGAACACUACGCGGUGAGCACGACCAUUCUCAGCCGUUCACAUGUCAGCAUCAUCACGGGAAGGAAACAUCAGAUUCGUUGCCACAUGGCGCAUGUGGGCCACCCCAUUGUUCGAGACAAAAUCUACACAAGUUUUCGCACCUUCCAGGAGGAUGCCGCAUUUUGCAUGCGCAAUUGGCUGCACCGAUUCCGGCUCUCAUUCACGGACGCAGAGGGUGUUGCUUGCGAAGUGAGUGCAGACUUGCCCGCGGAUUUAAGCCGGUCGUUGGUAAACCUGUCUUUACACAGGUUUCGAGUUGUGCUUGUUACUGGGACUGCGGGGGACAAGCGCGAGCAUGUCGAGCAUCUGGGCACCAUCGCAAAGAGCGGUUCCCUAGAUUUUCUUCAGCGUGGAGAAUCUGAUGCGAGCAAGAUCAUUGGGCAGUUUGGUGUGGGCUUUUACUCGACGUUCGUGGUGGCAGACAAGGUGGAGGUUUACACCAAGACGGCUGACAAGGAGAAGGGUGCACAGGGCUACCUGUGGACUUCAGACGGUUCUGGCAGUUUCACUGUCACCGAAGUGGACGAUGUGCCUCGGGGUACCCGCAUAGAGCUAACCCUCAAAGAUGAUGCCACCGAAUUUGCCAAGUUGGUAACGGUGAAGAAGUCCGCCCAGAAGUUCUCUUCUUUCAUUGACUUUCCAAUCAACAUCCGCGAGGAUGGAGAUCCAAAGCCGAUCAACAAGCAGGAGGCUCUGUGGAUGAAGAGCUCUGCGACAGAGGAGCAGCACCUGGAGUUCUUUCGUUUCCUCAGUGGCAACUCCUAUGGAAAGCCAUACUACACUUUGAUGUAUCAGACGGACGCCCCGCUGUCCAUCAAAAGUUGUUUCUAUGUCCCCGAUCCUGACAACGCCCCGAGCAGGGUGUUCACCAAGGAUCCCGAAAUAGGUAUUUCGCUGCAUUCGCGGCGGGUCAUGGUCAAGAAGCAUGCAGAUGGCGUCAUCCCGAAGUGGCUUCACUGGAUGAAGGGAAUUGUGGAUUGCGAGGACAUGCCCAUGAACAUCAGCCGAGAAAACAUGCAAGACACCCGCCUGAUGGAAAAGCUCAGCAUGGCGGUUGUGAGGCGGGUUCUGAGGUUCCUGCAGCAGGAGGCCAAGAAAGACUCGGAGAAGUACAACAAGUUCUUCAAGGGCUACUCCUACUUCCUGAAGGCCGGCAUCAUCGAGGACAAAGAAGGAAACUUCAGCCGUCACAAGGACGACCUCCUGAAGCUGUUGCGCUUCGAGUGCUCCAACAAGCCCAAGGGUGAGUUGGUUUCCUUGGAGGAGUACAUGAGCAUGGCGAAGGAGGGGCAGCAGAACAUUUACUACUUCUGCUGCCCUGACCGGCAAACAGCACUGUCCUCCCCGUACAUGGAACAGUUCGUGCAGAGGCAGCGGAAUGUUCUUCUCCUGUACGAGGACAUCGACGAGUUCGUUGUCAAUGCGAUUGAGGGCUUCAAGGACAGCAAGUUCGUGUCCGUGGACUCUGCGGACAAGAACUUCGAGCUGGACUUGGAUAAGCCUGAGGAGGAUGACAAGGAGGACAGGAGAGAGCUCAAUGAGCAAGAAAAGGAAGCGAUGCAGAAGUUCAUUAGAGAUGUGCUGAAAGAGAAGGUGCAGGAAGUUAAGUUCUCGGACCGCCUUGUGAACUCCCCAGCUCUGGUGACCAGCAUCAUCACACCGCACAUGCGCAAGAUGAUGAAGAGCCUUAUGGCUGGCAAGGAGAACGAUGGCCUGGGCAACAUCCCAAUGACGCUGGAGCUCAGCCCGAAGCAUCACAUCGUCACAACGCUGGCGACGAUCCUGGCUUCCAACGAGCCGGUCGCGCGCAUUGCGGUGGAGCAGCUCUACGACAAUGCUUGCAUUGCCGCCGGCACGCUCGACGACCCUCGUGUGCUGAUGUCCAGACUGAACAAGGUGCUUGAGAUGUUCAUCUACCAGGGUGCCGGUUUUGAUUAUGCCACGGGUCGGUACCAUUUGGAACCACCUCUACCACCUCCGAAGGCGGAGGAGGCCCAGCCCGCUGCCGAGGAGACUCCACGAGAAAGUGCUAAGGCCCGGAGCGGGCAGAGGAAGUUGCGAGUUUCGGGGUUGCCGGGUUCUGGUGGUCAGUUUCGUCCAGUUUCGGGGUUCAUGGAUCGCGGCUGCAGCUUCGGAUAA
Molecule: messenger RNA, 9312 nt
Organism: Symbiodinium necroappetens
Lineage: Eukaryota; Dinophyceae; Suessiales; Symbiodiniaceae
Source: the annotation of a GenBank genome assembly